AUCCGCCUUUCUUUUCCUUACAGUCUCAGCCUCUAUCCUGUCUGUCUCUCUCUCUCUGUCUUAUCUACAUUGAUAAUGGAAGGGUUUAAGGCCUUGCAGGGUUUCUCAAAGUUGCUAACUUGCUACAAUAGAUAAGGUAAUGCAACACAUUUAAACUUCUUUCCCCUUUCAUUCUCUUUGCUUAAUUUUCUCUGUAAUGGUUGCUCCUCUCACUAUGUCCAUGGAUCUUCAUUAUAAUUUGGGUGUUCCAAAUGUAUCAGAACCCAAACUCUCCUAUUUCUUCUCUAAAACCUCCAGACACCCAAUUCGAAAAUUCACUAUUUUUUGCAGUUCCUCAAAAUCCCCUCCCAAAUUAGAACAAACCCAUACAAAUCCUUCUCUUUCUGACCAACUUAAGCCUCUUUCUGCUACAAUUCUCUCAGAAAAUGCUCAAGAACAAGCUCAACUUUUGAGAAAACCUCCCAAAUCUACUUGGGUCAAUCCCACAAAAUCUAAGCCUUCUGUUCUUUCUCUCCAACGCCAAAAGCGCUCUCCUUUCUCUUACAAUCCUCAACUCAGGGACCUCAAACUCUUCGCUAAGAAGCUCAAUGACAUUGAUUGCUCUUCUGAGGAAGCUUUUAUUUCCAUUCUUGAGGAAAUCCCACAUCCAAUCACUAAAGAAAUUGCCCUUUUGAUGCUUAAUUCUUUGAAACCAUGGGAGAAGACUUUGCUUUUCUUCAAUUGGGUGAAGGCCAAAAAUUUGUUUCCUAUGGAAACUAUCUUUUAUAAUGUUACUAUGAAGUCUUUGAGGUUUGGUAGGCAAUUUGAGCUCAUUGAAGGUCUUGCAAAUGAGAUGAUAGAUAAUGAGAUUGGUCUAGAUAAUAUUACGUAUUCGACGAUUAUUACUUGUGCUAAGAGGUGUAAUCUCUUUGAUAAAGCGGUGGAGUGGUUUGAGAAGAUGUAUAAGACUGGUGUGAUGCCUGAUGAGGUCACGUACUCAGCUGUUUUGGAUGUGUAUGCUAAGUUAGGGAAGGUUGAGGAGGUUAUGAGUUUAUAUGAAAGAGGGAGGGCGAGUGGGUGGACUCCGGAUCAAAUAGCAUUUUCCGUUCUUUGUAAGAUGUUUGGUGAGGCAGGGGACUAUGAUGGUAUUAAGUUUGUAUUGCAGGAGAUGAGGACUCUAGGGGUACAGCCUAAUUUGAUUGUCUAUAAUACUUUGUUAGAGGCAAUGGGUAGGGCUGGAAAGCCUGGAUUGGCUAGGAGUUUCUUUGAGGAAAUGGUUGAAUCAGGUGUUACCCCGAAUGAAAAGACUCUAACAGCACUUGUUAAAGUCUAUGGUAAGGCAAGGUGGGGUAAGGAUGCUUUGGAGCUCUGGGAGCGAAUGAGGUCAAAGGGAUGGCCUAUGGACUUCAUCUUGUAUAACACAUUGCUUAGUAUGUGUGCUGACCUUGGGUUGGAAGAGGAAGCUGAGAGGCUCUUCGAUGAUCUGAAACAGUCCGAGCACUGUAGGCCUGAUAGCUUUAGCUACACGGCUAUGCUUAACGUAUAUGGUAGUGGAGGAAAGGUUGAUAGGGCCAUGGAGUUGUUUGAGGAAAUGUCGAAAAUGGGUGUUGAGCUCAAUAUCAUGGGAUGCACUUGUCUCAUACAGUGCUUGGGAAAGAGUAGGAGAAUUGAUGACUUGGUUAGAGUUUUUGAGGUCUCAAUUGGGAGAGGCAUCAAGCCAGAUGAUAGGCUCUGUGGUUGCCUGCUUUCUGUUGUGUCCUUAUGUGACAACACUGAAGACGCGAAUAAGGUUCUUGGUUGUUUGGGACAAGCUAACCCAAAAUUGGUUGCCUUCAUCAAAUUGAUAAGUGAGGAGGGAAAUACAUUUGAGAUGUUAAGGGAAGAGUUUAAGAGUAUACUGACGAAUGCACAAGUUGAAUCUCGAAGACCGUUCUGUAAUUGUUUGAUUGACAUCUGCAGGAAGAGAAACAUGCAAGAGAGAGCUCAUGAGCUUCUAUAUCUGGGAACCAUUUUCGGGUUGUACCCAGGUCUACACAAGAAAACCGCAGGUGAGUGGAGUUUGAAUGUGAGAUCACUAUCUGUUGGUGCAGCCCACACUGCUUUUGAAGAGUGGAUGACAAGUCUAUCAAAUAUUGUAGAGCGCGAAGAGGCAUUGCCAGCAUUAUUUUCAGCCUAUACUGGUGCAGGAACUCACAAAUUUUCUCAAGGUUUGGCUAGUGCCUUUGCUGCUCAUGUAGAGAAAUUGGCCGUACCAUUUAGGCUUAGUGAAGAUAGAGUAGGUUGUUUUGUUGCUACUCGAGACGAUAUUGUAUCAUGGGCGCAAUCUAGGAUUCCAUCUCCUGCUUUGUCAGCCUAAAUUAGGAGCCAAAGGCUAAUACUACAUUACCUUAAAUUUUGUAAUAUACUGGCUCUUUUGUAGGCUGCCAGAAUAUUGUUAUUUUUAUCUUAAUUGUGUCUUUGAAAGCCUUAGAGAAAGCAUAAUCUUACUUUUCAUUGUUAUGCAAUGUCGAAAUUACGAUUCACACAA
Molecule: messenger RNA, 2506 nt
Organism: Beta vulgaris subsp. vulgaris (sugar beet)
Lineage: Eukaryota; Viridiplantae; Streptophyta; Magnoliopsida; Caryophyllales; Amaranthaceae
Product: pentatricopeptide repeat-containing protein At5g46580, chloroplastic
Exons: 1
Coding region: 197-2335 (712 amino acids)
Molecular function (GO): protein binding
Source: RefSeq, a predicted model, not a curated record